AUGUCAAACUUGCUGGUAACUUCGCUUCUUCUCCUGCUAUACAUAGAUUUCUCUCUCGCUGAUCCCUGGUCGUAUAAAGGUUGCUAUUCUGCCUCGAGCAUAGAAUCUCUAGAUGUCUCCUCGCAAGGAUAUUACACUUAUCAGAGUCCCUCGUAUUGUGAAGGUCUGUGUCCCGACUCUGCCUUCGUCGGUUUGGUAAACGGUACUACCUGUUACUGUGGUUCUUCGUUAACCGAAUUGAAUUCCCUUAGUGCAGGAGACUCUUCUAAUUGUGACACCGCCUGUGAUGGCUGGCCAUACCAGACUUGUGGUGGUUCAUCCUACAUGGACGUUUACAUUAAUGAUGCAGCCUCCUCCUCUUCUUCCGCUGCUGCUGCUGUCUCCUCCUCAACUACAUCUUCUUCUACGACGGAGUCUUCCACAUCAUCGCCGAAGACAGCCACUGACACUGAUUCAAGAAGCUCGGCCUCCAGUACUAGUUCGAGUAGCAAAACUUCCUCGAGUACGUCUACCGGGUCGUCUUCCAAAAGCAGUUCAUCCUCAACUGCAAUAACUCAAAGUUCCAGUGGCUCCUCCUCUUCUUCUUCCUCCACAGCUAUAAUAACUUCAGUGCAGUACACAACAGAAAUCGUAUCUGCAUCUAUAGUGUCGCAAGCAAAUCAAGCUGCUAACACAGUCUACGUCACAACAACGUCCGUAAUACAAACUACCAGUUCAUUACCAACCUCAAAUAGAUCAAUCUCUUCAAAGAAAGGGCUAUCCGGAGGUGCAAUUGCUGGUAUAGUCGUCGGAGUUAUCGUCGGUGUAUUGAUUCUAAUAGCUUUAUUAGUACUAUUUUAUUUCCUACAUAAACGUGAUAAAAAUCGUGACAAUUUCGAAGAAUCAAAACAAUACCAACCAUAUUCCUUUGGUGACGAACAUGCUACUCCGGUUAUUGUAUCGCCAAACAGAAAACCUUCAUCUUCCACAAUACAUUCAAAUUGGAUAAAUCAAUCGAGAUCAGCAACAGUAACGUCAAAUUUAAAAUCUAAGAAAUCAUACCAGACUUUAGUUUCAGAAUCAAGCUCCAGUUCAUUAAAUAAUCCAAAUAUUAGAAACUUUACCGAUGUACAAAGACAUAAUCAUCCAUCUACCGUCUUUGAAGAACCAGCUUUUGAAAUCUAUAACGAAUAUAAUCACGAUGACGAUAAUAAUGGAAAUGAUAGAUUCAGUAAUAGCUCCUUACCAGAUAUGAUGGAACAGAGACAAUUGAGAGUCGUCAAUCCUGAAGAUGAAGAUGAUGGCGAUGAUAACGAACUUGAUGGAGACUACUAUACUGCCAUACGAAAGAAGAUCGAUAAUGUUGGGGGAGAUUUGUCAGUGUCUUCAGACGAUCCCACUUAUAACGGGGACGAAACGAAAUUUUAA
Kazachstania africana CBS 2517 is the source of this 1407-nucleotide messenger RNA. It is a transcript of the gene WSC2, whose product is annotated as Wsc2p. NCBI's taxonomy places the organism in Eukaryota, Fungi, Ascomycota, Saccharomycetes, Saccharomycetales, Saccharomycetaceae. The transcript has a single exon. The coding region runs from base 1 to 1407 and encodes 468 amino acids. Gene Ontology annotation, cellular component: plasma membrane. The record is from RefSeq and is a predicted model, not a curated record.